Messenger RNA from Siniperca chuatsi (mandarin fish), 2385 nucleotides. Its product is annotated as riboflavin transporter 2-like. Gene Ontology annotation, biological process: riboflavin transport. Gene Ontology annotation, cellular component: plasma membrane. Bases 499 to 1875 code for a protein of 458 amino acids. Gene Ontology annotation, molecular function: riboflavin transmembrane transporter activity. The record is from RefSeq and is a predicted model, not a curated record. NCBI's taxonomy places the organism in Eukaryota, Metazoa, Chordata, Actinopteri, Centrarchiformes, Sinipercidae. The transcript has 4 exons.
GUUUAAAUGAGGGCAUACUGCAAGGUCGUAAGCUGGUUGGGAGAGGGAAAAGGAAAAGGAGGAGCUAUUCUCACUGAGACCUCCCCUUCACUCUCUUUCCUCCUAUUGCUGAGCUCCCAGGCACAGACAGCACAUGGCACACGAUCAAAGUGUCAUGGUGGUGUAGGACAUGUGCGCCUGCCCAGUCCCUCUCCUGUCAAGUGCAGCAGAGACACGGAAGCAGAAUCUUAGCCUGUGGUUACUGUGUGUGUGUGUGUGUGUGAAGGAGAAAAGGGGGAAGGAGGGGCAACACACACACAUACACACACACUUGCGGCUGAUGUUACAGAAAAAACUGUGAUCACAAUGGAGUGACGGUUUUUGAACGGGAAGAGGAGAACAAUCUCUUCCUGGCUGUGCUGUUCUGAAGCAGUCUCUUCCUGUCCAUGUUCUGAAUGAGAUUACAUAAAUCUAUACAUCAUUUCCUGAUUUACCUCAUUCCAUCAUCAUCACUCCAUCAUGUCGCUGCUGACUCACGUGCUGGCGUGCCUGUUCGGUAUGGGCUCCUGGGUGGCAAUCAACGGGAUGUGGGUAGAACUCCCCCUGAUUGUGCCGGAAAUCCCAGAGCUCUGGUAUCUGCCAUCUUACCUCACAGUCCUCAUCCAGAUGGCCAACAUAGGUCCUCUCUUCAUCACUCUGAUGCACCGCUUUCGCCCAGGGGUGCUAGAUGAGCGGCCGGUCAUCUACUGCAUUGUAGUGUUGGGGAUCAUUGCUACAUUCUUGCUGGCUUUCUUCUGGAGGCACACAGUGACAAUAGGGGGCUCUCUGCACAGUGUGCCCCUGCUCGUGUUGAGCUUCCUGCUCUCUGUGGUGGACUGCACCUCGUCUGUUACCUUUCUGCCUUUCAUGAUGCGGCUGCGUCCAGAGUACCUCACCACGUACUUUGCAGGUGAAGGCCUCAGUGGUCUGGUGCCUGCACUGGUGGCUCUGAUUCAAGGUGUUGGUGUAGUCCACUGUCAGAAUGCCACUUUGGCUGGUGCAGCCAACAUUACAGCUGAUAAUGCCACUAUGGCUGGCAGUGGAGAGCUACGAGCCAUUUAUCAGCCAGCUAAAUUCUCUGCACAGGUCUUCUUCGUGUUCCUCAGUGCCAUGAUGGUUGUGUGCAUGGUAGCCUUCAUCCUACUCAACCAUCACCCAGCUGUGGCUCGGGAGAGAAAGAAUGACCUGUACUUCAGUGGUGAUCUGGCACCUGGGAAUAGAGAACAAGGUCUGUCUCUGCACGCCCAGACACCAGAGCAGAAGCCUAUGAUCAGCCCCCUGGAAAAAACCAGGAGGGAACCCAGGAGCUCUUUUGGGAGGGGGACGUAUAACAAUCUUGAGGUGUUGGUCAUCUUUGUCGUACUGGCUUGGGUCAAUGCUCUGACCAACGCAGUGCUGCCCUCAGUCCAGUCCUACUCCUGCCUGCCUUACGGGAACAAGGCCUACCAUCUAGCUGCCACCAUGGGAGCUGUUGCUAACCCAGUGGCCUGCUUCAUCGCUAUGUUUAUGCCCAUUAGGUCUCUCAUCUUCAUGGGUUUCUUGACCAUGAUUGGAACUGGAUUUGGAGCCUACAUCAUGGCCAUGGCUGCUCUUAGUCCCUGCCCCCUGCUGGUCCACAGUGCCUCUGGAACUGCAGUCAUAGUGCUGGCCUGGAUCCUGUUUGUCCUGUCCCUGUCCUAUGUCAAGGUUAUCAUUGGGGUGAUUUUGAGGGAUGAGGGCCACAGUGCCCUUGUGUGGUGUGGAGCAGUAGUGCAGUUGGGCUCCAUGGUUGGUGCUGUAUCUAUGUUCCCAUUGGUCAGUGUCUAUGGACUUUUCAAGUCAGGUGAUGCUUGCAACACUAAGUGUCCCAUGUCGUAAAUAAAUAUGAAAUAUUUAUUUAUUACUGUAAUAUAAUUUAGUAGCACUGAGCUCACUGUAGUAAUGAGCUUUACAUAUUCCUACUUGUUUCAACAGAGCUGAAAGGUCAGAAGUGUUGUCUACAACAGUAUCACUCCCUGAUGUUGUUUUAAUAGAUUUCCUCUCAUCAGAGUCAGAUGGCAGAAUUAUGUUUUAUACAGUGUAUUUAUUGACUUAUGGAGCGAGCUCUACACAAGGCUGAAAUGACACCUACAGGAUCGAUGUGUCAGACCACACAAGACCAUUUUGUUGCUGAGCAUAUUACACUACCUUCUGAAUUCAGAGGUCAAACCCAGUUUACUUGAACAUAAUGUGACUUAUGGUACUGUUGGCUUUAAAAUGUGCCUAAAUUUGAGACACUGAAAGAUUUGUGCUUUUCACAUGGUUGUUUAACAAUAUAACUUACUUUGUAUGUGUUACGUCAGUGAAGAAACCACUGAAUACCAAAUAAAACAUUUAUUGCUGUCUAAA